GACCUUUCGACUUCUCCAGGCCUGUCAACAGCGAAUCUCACAAUUGACUACCGAAAUCAACUUUAUACAAUUUUUUUUUUUUUUUUUUUAAUUCCCACUUUCUGGAGGAUUAUGCUCAAUCCCUCCGUCCAUUCUUUCCUAUAAAAGACGCUUAUUCCGACGUGUAUGAUCUACCAGUAACGCUCACGACUUGACGUCCGUUCGAGCAUUUCACUCUUUUCAAAUCUUCUGCACACGCUCCUUCCGCCGUUGACCGGCCAGCCACUCUUUUUUUUCACUGUGUUGCUAGCCUUCUAUAUUAACGACGAUUCCCAUUAUCCCCUGUUGUAUUCUUGUUCCUAUUCUAUUCAACCCUUCAUCAUGUCUCUUUACCCAACCGACCCAUCCUUUUCUUCUAACGUCCUAUCCUCCCGAUCUGUCUUCAAACGAUGUGUAUCGUGCGAUUCCACCGCCCCAACAUGUCCUAAAUGCCCUGCCGGUGAAAUAUGUACCAUGGUCAGUCAGUCGUGUGACCAAUGCGCCACUACGAAAUGCAUCAAGACUUCCAGCAGUUCGAGCUCGCAGGAUAGCUCAUCCGGAGGAAGUAACGUGGGUGCCAUUGCAGGUGGUGUUGUCGGUGGUGUCGUCGCCCUUGGCCUCAUAAUGGUUUUGGUGUGGUGGUUCUUCGUCCGCAAGAAGCGCGCGCAAUACGACCAACAACAAGGGGCAAGCGACGGGGAGAAAUCAAGCACAUUCGCCGAUGCUCGCCAGGCGAGGAAGUCCACCAACUCGAUUGCUUCGACUGUCCUUACUCGCGCAUCGAACGUCAUUCAAAUUGCCUACAUUCCCGGUGUCACCAACCGUUCUCCGCCAGAAACUCCACUCGUGCCGCCGGUUCCUCCGCUUCCGGGCGCUGCCCCCGAUCAGCACUUUUUCAUGCCGGGUGAUUUGCGCGACUCAACCUGGUCCGAUACGUCCCGCACGCAUCGCAGUAUCGCUCCCAGCUUGCGUAGCAGCGUCGCCACGACGAUCUAUCGGGACAAUGCCAUUGUGAGCGCCAUGCCAGCGCAGCAGGCAAUGCGAACCCGAGCCGCCGUGGUGAGCAUUCACAACGGAGGUAAUUCUCCGGGAACAGGGGAUACCUUGGCUCCUCCCGAUGCGCCCGCAGUGCCCGCCAUCACACAGGCACAACUCGCCCGAGCCGGUGUCGUCCAAUCGAACAGCAACAGCUCGAUCGUGGCGCGCACGGUCACCGCUAAGCCGGUCAUGGUGAAGGGCAGCAUCAAAAAGAAGAAUAUCACCACCAACAACAACAACACUAACAACAGCAACUCUACUACGCCCGGUUCCUCACCUGCCGUGCCGACGAUAGCCGAACGGCCGGAGUCAACCAUGGCUGCAUCGAGCACGCAGCCACCAUCUGGCCCGACAUCGGGAUUUGAUACCAAUUCUUCUGACGAGGAAGAUGGCGCAACCCGCCAUGCUAAGCAGACCGAGCCCGCAAAGGGCGUAGCGCCGCCUAAGAGUCCGACAGUGAUUGAAGAUUCACCGGCUGUCGAGCAGAGCCCUUUCAAGGAUCAGCUCGAUGCGCAGACGAACCGCCGCGCUUCGGCGCGCUUGUCAUCUCGUCUAGAGACCGACGAGGGCACGAGAUCCAAUCGAAGUAGCCGAAUUCCACCCGAGCGAACGGAGAGCCCAUUUUCCGACGCGAAUGAGGUGAAAUGAGUUUCCUGUCUGCUUCUCUUUGCUUUUGGUUAAGUCUGGGUCCUGGUUGGCGACUAUUGGCGUACGAGCAUUACUAGUUUAGGUCGAUUGACCAUGUGAUAGA
Messenger RNA from Aspergillus alliaceus, 1807 nucleotides. RefSeq lists its product as uncharacterized. The record is from RefSeq and is a predicted model, not a curated record. The transcript has 2 exons. Lineage: Eukaryota; Fungi; Ascomycota; Eurotiomycetes; Eurotiales; Aspergillaceae. The coding region runs from base 361 to 1704 and encodes 447 amino acids.